This is a messenger RNA of Desarmillaria tabescens, 2199 nucleotides long. Its product is annotated as amidase signature domain-containing protein. The record is from RefSeq and is a predicted model, not a curated record. The transcript is spliced from 9 exons. The coding region runs from base 240 to 1910 and encodes 556 amino acids. NCBI's taxonomy places the organism in Eukaryota, Fungi, Basidiomycota, Agaricomycetes, Agaricales, Physalacriaceae.
UGGGGGAUAGCGGGGGAUGCCGAUCAAAGUGUCUUCUAUAUUUUCUAAUCGCCUUCAAGUUGAUGGGAAUUCUAGCUUUCCCAUUUACUGUAUUAACGAUACCCACGAACCCAAUGACACGACAACCACCCGGGAUCUCCGCUAUAAUCGCCUCUAUCAUUCUCUUAUCCUCGCACCCUAACUCCUCGGCUGCAAUGUUAUAAGAACCGUAUUCCCUUACAGCCAUUUGCAUACUCCCCAUGGGUGACCUUCACCGUGCUUGUGUAUGGAAACGAGACGACCGCCAACGCAAGAUCGACGCCCUCCCAGUCACAAAAUCCACUGCUCUUCCAUUGGCAACGCUCGUUACUCAAUGUCGAUCCGGUCUCUUGAACCCUGCGGACGUCAUGCAGGUGUACGCAAAGAAGAUGCUCGUCGCACAGAAAGAAUCCAACUGCAUCACUGAUAUCAUGGUCAAUCAUGCCCUCGAAUCACCGUCUCUCGCCCACUGUGAUUCCGAUACUCGUACCUCAGAUUCACGGCCCCUCCUUGGUGUUCCUGUUAGCGUCAAAGACUCUUUCGACAUCGAGGGUCACGAUACGACCAUCGGUCUCGCUCGGUUUUCAAACAGACCCGCCCAGACUUCAGCUCCCAUUGUCCGACUCCUUCGAGAUGCCGGCGCGCUCAUUCACGUCAAGACUACCGUGCCUACUGCUUUGUUUUCGAUGGAAACAGAGUCAGAUCUCUUCGGUCGAACAACCAACCCGUACAAGGCUACUCAUGGCGUUGGUGCCUCUACCGGUGGCGGUGGCGCCCUCGUAGCCUGGGGCGGGAGCAUGGUUGAAGUCGGAAGUGACGUCGCAGGUAGCGUUCGGAUCCCCGCUCAUACCUGCGGAAUAUGGAGCAUGAAAGGCAGCGUCGGCCGCUUCCCAGUUUUAGGCAACAUGUCGCCGAUGACAGGGCUCGAAGCCGUACCUAUUUUAACAGGGCCACUAGCAAACAGCUUGGACAACCUAGAGGAGUUCUACAAGCGGGUCAUUGACAUGGAGCCCUGGACGUAUGACCAUACGUGCGUUCCACUCAAGUGGCGUCCAUUAAACUUAUUGGAAGAAGGACGAAAGCUGAAAUGGGGUGUCAUUUGGUCCGACAAUACAAUACCCCCAACACCUGCCUGUAAACGUGCAUUAGCCACCGUUGUCGGAGCUCUGAAAGCAGAUGGUCACGAAGUCGUGGAUUUCUCACCGCCAAUUGUGGAAGUAUUGGGCGUUGGUUAUCAAAUAGUAUUCGCAGACGGAGGUCGUCAAAUCCGCAACGUUCUUCUUCCCGGCGAAACCCUCAAUGCGGCUUUGGUUUCUGUCCUCAAACAUGUUAGUCGCUCACGUUUCGGGAGAACCAUCCGAAGAUUGUGGUCGUUUAUCACUGGAAACUCGGAAGUCGGGUACCCGGAUAUCUUGAAAGAGAAGAACAUUGUCGAGGAACGCCAACUUAUCGUUCAACGCGACGAGUUGCGGCAGCAGUGGCACGACAAGUGGAAGAACGAGGGUCUAGACUUUGUCCUUACGGUUACUUUCCCUUUUCCCGCGCUGGAAAAUGGUGAUGGCGAGAAAGCCUCUCUGAUGAGCGCCAGCUACACGUUCCUGUUCAAUUUGCUGGACUAUUCGGCGGGCGUCCUUCCGGUUACGAACGUGCGGAAGGACCUUGAUUCCCUCCCUGUGGAUUUUAAAUCGACUUCAAUGUAUCAAUCACUGUCUGCUCCCGCCCGCCAAGCGUGGUCAACGUACGAUGCGGAGAAGAUGGACGGUCUGCCCCUGAGCGUCCAGGUGGUAGGUCGCCGGUUCGAAGAAGAGAAGGUAUUUGCAGGGAUGAGGGUCAUCGAAGCUGCGCUGAAGAAGAAGAAUGUGAUAUUUAUUGGUAAGAAGGACGCUGUUUAGGUGCCUCUUUGCCGUUCUGUUAUUAUUUCGUUAACUUUAUGUUCCGGCGGCGUUCGUUAUAACUUUAUAUUUCGUGGCAAAAUUAGUAGUGUAGGCUCCUCUUAACUGCCCUGUAAAACUUCAGUUUAAUGGACUUGUAUGUACCUUUUUAACUCCACUUUACUUGAAUACUGCACGGACAUUGUUGUUACGGAUGUUGUAUCCAAAGCCUUACCACCAUUACUGUAAUCCUUUGACAGUUGGACAGAUAAAUUAGAUACUAGGCGGCUUUCAGCCAUUUGAUUGACAU